Messenger RNA from Prunus dulcis (almond), 2753 nucleotides. RefSeq names its product protein RTF1 homolog. Gene Ontology annotation, cellular component: Cdc73/Paf1 complex. The transcript is spliced from 2 exons. Gene Ontology annotation, molecular function: RNA polymerase II C-terminal domain phosphoserine binding; DNA binding. The record is from RefSeq and is a predicted model, not a curated record. NCBI's taxonomy places the organism in Eukaryota, Viridiplantae, Streptophyta, Magnoliopsida, Rosales, Rosaceae. Bases 222 to 2192 code for a protein of 656 amino acids.
UUCCGUGUACUUCCUAAAUCUAAUUCUAAACCGCUAGAUGGGUGCUACUUUCGCGUAAGGGACAGUCUCUGAUAUCACGGCGGACCUUGGUCUGGGCUUCUCUCUCUCUCUCUCUCUCUCUCUCUCUCUCUCUCUCCGAUCGACGACGUAUUGGCCCUGACCCUCUCUCGGCUCAGGAACGUGUGUAAAAGAUCAAAACAUACAAGAAGGCACAGCAGAAAAUGGCAGACUUAGAAAAUUUGCUCUUGGAGGCUGCAGGAAGAACAAGUUCAGCAGGGAAAAGCCGACAUUCACAUUCAUCAUCUAGGAGGAGGCGCGGGGGUUCAUAUUCUGAUGGAGGAAGUGACUCCAGGGGUGAUGACUCGGAUGAUGGUCGUGGCUAUGCAAGCAGGAAGCCCUCUGGAACUCAAGUUCCUUUGAAGAAGAGGCUGGACCCUACAGAAAUGGAUGAUGAACAGGGCAGCCAGGAAGAAGGUGAUUAUAACGAUAGUGGGUCUGAUCGUGGAGGUGACAGCAAUGAAUCUGAUGUUGGCAGUGAUCUUUACAAGGAUGAAGAUGACAGGCGAAAGCUUGCUGAAAUGUCUGAACUGCAAAGAGAGCUAAUUCUGUCUGAUAGAGCACAGAAGAAAGAUGACAAGAGUUUAAAGGAGAAAUUCAGGCCAAAGUGGGAUAAAGGGAAGACCACGCAUUCCAGGAAAGAGACUCCACCUCUUCCAUCCUCUCGAGUGCGUUCAUCAGCCAGAUCUGCUGACAGGGCAGCUGCCAAGGAUGACGCAUUGAAUGAGUUACGAGCAAAACGUUUGAAGCAACAGGACCCUGAGGCUCACCGCAAAUUGAGAGAUGCUUCUCGAGGAAGUUCAGGCAGUCGAAGUUUCUCACACAUGACCAGGAAAUCCUUCACUGCAGUGGGUCGUAGUAGCUCUAGUCAGAGUGAUAGUGACAGUCGGUCACAUAGUGAAGAUGAUGGAUCGACAGGGGAAGAUCCAAUGAUGGACAGUGAUGAUGAAAGGUCAGAGGGACUAACGUUUGAUGAUAUAAAGGAAAUUACCAUUCGAAGGUCAAAACUUGCAAAGUGGUUAAUGGAGCCAUUCUUUGAAGAGUUAAUUGUGGGUUGCUUUGUGAGGGUUGGAAUUGGGAGGUCAAAGUCUGGGCCUAUCUAUAGGCUCUGCAUGGUCCGGAAUGUUGACGCUUCAGAUCCUGAUCGGAAGUACAAACUAGAGAAUAAAACCACACACAAGUAUCUGAAUGUUGUUUGGGGCAAUGAGAACUCUGCUGCCAGGUGGCAGAUGGCUAUGAUUUCAGACUCUGCACCUCUGGAGGAGGAGUUUAAACAGUGGGUUAGAGAGGUGGAGAGAAGUGGUGGCCGGUUGCCGAGCAAACAGGAUGUGCUAGAAAAGAAGGAGGCCAUAAAAAAAAUCAAUACAUUUGUCUACUCAGCCGCAACUGUGAAGCAGAUGAUAGAGGAGAAAAAAUCUGCUUCAUCAAGGCCAUUAAACAUCGCGCUUGAGAAGGACCGGUUGAGGAGGGAGUUGGAAGUUGCACAAAGUAAGCAUGAUGAUGCAGAAGUGGAGAGGAUCAAGACAAGAUUGCAGCAAUUAGAAGCACGACGGCAAUCACAGGGGAAAGAUAGCAAGGCUGUUAGGCUUGCUGAGAUGAACAGAAAGAACAGGGUUGAAAAUUUCAAGAAUGCAUCAGAAUUAAAACCUGUGAAGACGGGUUUGAAAGCGGGGGAGGCCGGUUAUGAUCCAUUUUCAAGGAGAUGGACUAGGUCAAGGAAUUACUAUGUGUCAAAGCCUGGUGAACAAAAAGGGGAGGCAGAAGCAAUUGUGGAUGCUGAUGGUGCCUUGGCAGAUAUAGAAAGUAAUGGAACAGCAGUGGUAGGAGCAGUACGGGCUGGCAUGGCAGCUACUGCAGCGGCUUUGGAAGCUGCAGCUGGUGCAGGGAAGUUGAUUGAUACGAGUGCUCCUGUUGAUUUUGGAACAGAGUCAAAUCUAAUGCACAAUUUUGAGCUGCCCAUAUCAUUGGCUACUCUUCAGAAGUUUGGUGGGCCACAAGGAGCUCAGGAAGGAUUCCUGGCCAGAAAACAGAGAAUAGAAGCAACAGUUGGGUGCCGAGUCCCAGAGAAUGAUGGGAGGAGGCAUGCGCUGACACUUACAGUUAGCGACUACAAGAGAAGAAUGGGGCUACUCUGAAAUGCAAUGCUCCAGCCAAGCUGCAACGAUAGAGGCAACACACAUCAUCUUCAGCAACAAACUGAAUUGGUGGUGCUGGUUUUCAAAGGCGAAGCUUGUUCUUGGAAGUUAAAGCUUUAAAUAAAUACACUUGUUUCAAGUGGGAGAGACAGUGUGCCUGUGUUCUGGUCUUUUGAGUACUCAGUCAGGUGAUGUCAUCAUAAGAGGUCUUGAUUUCUAAUUUAAAAUAAAAGAUCAGGUUCGUGUGAUUUAUUUGUUGGAACUCGGAAGAGAUCCAAGGAAAUACAGCUUGUGAUAUUUGGUAUCUGUAUAAUGUGGUUCUGUUUUGUCGAUGUAAUUAUAACUUGUGUGGGUUAAUUUUUAACUUGUUAUUCUUGGCAGGCAAGCCUCCUAGUUAAUGAAGAUUGAACCGAAAUAAGCUGUUAUGUUCUGUUUGUAUCGUAAGCGGAAGUCUUCCCAAAUUUGUUUAGUUUUAGCGAUACUGUCUGUAACUGGGAGAUUUUGUUUAGGAUAUAGCAGAACAGUCAUGUACUCAACAUAUGUUUUUGUAUUCACCGUACA